This is a messenger RNA of Mus musculus (house mouse), 5506 nucleotides long. It is a transcript of the gene Exo1, whose product is annotated as exonuclease 1. Bases 162 to 2675 code for a protein of 837 amino acids. The transcript has 15 exons. Gene Ontology annotation, biological process: DNA strand resection involved in replication fork processing; DNA recombination; mismatch repair. Lineage: Eukaryota; Metazoa; Chordata; Mammalia; Rodentia; Muridae. Gene Ontology annotation, cellular component: nuclear body; nucleus; nucleoplasm. The record is from RefSeq and is marked validated. Gene Ontology annotation, molecular function: 5'-3' DNA exonuclease activity; DNA binding; hydrolase activity, acting on ester bonds.
GGGGCUUCCCGAUCCCGCGCAAAUCGAAAGGUCCAUGGCUGCGCUUGCAGCAGCCGCUCGCCGCCGUUCUGAACCCCAGGUUUGAGGAGCCACGGCGCCUGGAAUGGACUUGUGUGCUAUGCCUGUUCGUUCGGGAGACGGGACUAAGUUAACUUGGCACGAUGGGGAUUCAAGGGUUACUUCAGUUCAUCCAAGAAGCUUCUGAACCUGUCAACGUGAAGAAGUACAAAGGACAGGCAGUGGCUGUGGAUACCUACUGUUGGCUUCACAAAGGGGCUAUUGCUUGUGCUGAAAAGCUAGCCAAAGGGGAACCUACAGAUAGGUAUGUAGGAUUUUGUAUGAAGUUUGUUAAUAUGCUGCUGUCUUAUGGGGUCAAGCCGAUUCUCAUAUUUGACGGAUGUACUCUACCUUCUAAAAAGGAAGUGGAGCGGUCUCGAAGAGAGAGACGACAAAGCAACCUUCUUAAAGGGAAGCAGCUUCUUCGAGAGGGCAAAGUGUCAGAAGCCCGAGACUGCUUCGCUCGCUCUAUCAACAUCACGCACGCCAUGGCCCACAAAGUAAUAAAAGCUGCUCGGGCCCUAGGAGUGGAUUGCCUCGUGGCUCCGUAUGAAGCUGAUGCUCAGUUGGCCUACCUUAACAAGGCUGGCAUCGUGCAGGCUGUCAUCACAGAGGACUCUGACCUCCUCGCAUUUGGCUGUAAGAAGGUGAUUUUAAAAAUGGAUCAGUUUGGAAAUGGACUGGAAGUGGACCAGGCACGGCUAGGCAUGUGCAAGCAGCUUGGGGAUGUAUUCACGGAGGAGAAGUUCCGGUACAUGUGCAUUCUGUCCGGCUGUGACUACCUCGCCUCCCUUCGUGGGAUCGGCUUAGCCAAGGCCUGCAAAGUGCUGAGACUGGCCAAUAACCCCGAUAUCGUGAAGGUUAUCAAGAAAAUUGGGCAUUAUCUCAGGAUGAAUAUAACGGUGCCCGAGGAUUACAUCACAGGAUUUAUUCGUGCCAACAAUACUUUCCUCUACCAGCUCGUGUUCGACCCCAUCCAAAGGAAGCUGGUCCCUCUGAAUGCCUACGGAGAUGACGUUAAUCCCGAAACACUGACUUACGCUGGGCAGUACGUCGGUGACUCUGUAGCUCUUCAGAUCGCCCUUGGAAAUAGAGAUGUAAAUACUUUUGAACAGAUUGAUGACUACAGUCCAGACACCAUGCCAGCCCACUCAAGAAGCCACAGCUGGAAUGAGAAAGCAGGUCAGAAACCACCUGGUACCAACAGCAUUUGGCACAAGAAUUAUUGUCCUAGACUUGAGGUGAACAGUGUCUCCCACGCUCCUCAACUGAAGGAAAAGCCAAGCACUUUGGGCCUUAAACAAGUGAUUAGUACUAAAGGGUUAAAUCUUCCCAGGAAGUCUUGUGUGUUGAAAAGACCAAGAAAUGAAGCGCUGGCUGAAGAUGACCUGUUGAGCCAGUAUUCGUCAGUUUCAAAGAAGAUCAAGGAAAAUGGCUGUGGGGAUGGCACAUCACCUAACUCUUCUAAAAUGUCCAAGUCCUGCCCCGAUUCUGGGACUGCUCACAAGACAGAUGCACACACCCCGUCUAAGAUGAGGAAUAAAUUUGCAACGUUCUUACAGAGGAGGAAUGAAGAAAGCGGUGCAGUCGUGGUUCCAGGGACCAGAAGCAGGUUUUUUUGCAGUUCUCAGGAUUUUGACAAUUUCAUACCAAAAAAAGAAAGCGGCCAGCCUCUAAAUGAAACUGUGGCCACUGGCAAAGCCACCACCAGCCUCCUCGGGGCACUGGACUGUCCAGACACGGAAGGCCACAAGCCGGUUGAUGCAAAUGGGACGCACAAUCUGAGCUCUCAGAUUCCAGGCAAUGCAGCUGUGUCUCCUGAGGAUGAGGCUCAGUCCUCUGAGACCAGCAAACUCUUGGGGGCCAUGUCCCCACCCAGUCUGGGGACACUAAGAAGCUGUUUCAGUUGGUCUGGCACUCUCAGGGAAUUUUCUCGAACUCCAAGUCCCUCAGCAAGCACUACAUUGCAGCAGUUCCGGAGAAAGAGCGACCCCCCUGCCUGUCUUCCUGAGGCCUCUGCCGUGGUCACUGACAGGUGCGACUCAAAGAGCGAGAUGCUGGGUGAGACGUCUCAGCCCUUGCACGAGCUGGGCUGCUCCUCGCGGUCUCAGGAAAGCAUGGACUCCUCGUGCGGCCUAAACACGUCGAGCCUGUCCCAGCCUUCCAGUAGGGAUUCAGGUUCAGAGGAGUCGGAUUGUAACAAUAAGUCACUUGAUAAUCAAGGGGAACAGAACUCCAAGCAACACUUACCUCACUUUUCAAAGAAAGACGGACUUAGACGGAACAAGGUUCCUGGGCUCUGUAGGUCUAGUUCUAUGGACUCUUUUUCUACAACCAAGAUCAAGCCCCUGGUGCCUGCCAGGGUCAGUGGCCUGAGCAAGAAGUCAGGAAGCAUGCAGACGAGAAAACACCAUGAUGUGGAGAACAAGCCAGGCCUACAGACGAAGAUCAGCGAGCUCUGGAAAAACUUUGGGUUUAAAAAAGAUUCUGAAAAGCUUCCUUCUUGUAAGAAGCCCCUGUCUCCAGUCAAGGACAAUAUCCAACUCACUCCAGAGACAGAAGAUGAGAUCUUUAACAAGCCCGAGUGUGUACGCGCUCAGAGAGCAAUAUUUCACUAAGUGCAGACCGUUGCCUACAAGAAAAUCUUAUCAACUGGAGAGAUGUAUUAGUCUCAAUGUCAUUUUUUAAAUGGAUUACAUUUUGUAUAUUAACUUUGUGACUUUCUUUUGCUCAGCUUUUUAUAUUUUCAUAGAAAGCUAAAUAGAAGAAUAAAUCUGUCUUUGACAUUUCUGGGAAGUUUAAAUGCUAAUUGGACAAAUCUUCUGACAUCAGUAGCAAUCUAAAGGACUCUACCAUGUAUGUAGCAUCUAGUCUAUUGUGAGUAGAAAGCCACAGGUGCCUACAGCCACUUAGACCCAAGAACAGAUGACUCGCCAGCUUCCAACCACUCCAGCCGCCUUUCUGUCAGCCCUGUAAGGGUAAAUUGAGAAGAGUGUUGCUGGGAUGGGAAGGGGCAGCAGGAGGAGCUGUCUGCCUAAGAUUGUUCACACGCCUCGGUCUCAAAGCUGCUACCUGGUUUUCUCCAUGCACUUCUGAAGUGUGGCUCAAAAGUUCCUUUGCAUUUACUUAACCCUGUGCAAGAUGCUGAAGCUGCAGAGCCUGUGAUCAAUAUAUUCUGCAAAGAUCCAGGCAGAGGUUUUGGAAGGAAUCAGCCAUACCUGGACCAAUCUGAACAAUCAGAAGGAAAGGCAUGAUGAAGCCAUCUAUGAUACAGGCGAGAGUCCAAGACUUAGAAUCUUUAAAAGGGAGUUGGGGAGGGGCAAACACAGAUUUAUUUGGAAAAUCCUAAUCUGAAGCUCAGAUUUGAGCCCGCCGUGAGCAGUCCUGUCACCACACAGGUCAGACAGACAGACAGACAGACACCAUCUACAGGUAUUCAUCUCUGGAAUGUCAGGAAACCAGUAAAAUGCACUAUACAGCUUUUCUGGGAAGCAUCAAGCAAGAAGGAAGAGUGUCAGUCAAGGAAGGGUGGGUUCUCUGUUGGCAGCAGCCAAGCAGGUCUUGUGGAUGGCUUCUAUCAGUGGUGAGACAGGCAAGCUCCUGUUAGCCAAGGGUAGAGGGCAAGGCUGGAAACAGGCUAUUUUUUUCUCAAAUCUUUAAAACAACAACAAGAUCUCCAAGUCACUGCAGUACACAAGCCCCAUUAACAGCUAGUUUCCAUGACAGUCUUCAUAGUUUGCAAAUAGAAAUUGCUCCAUAGUAUCUGACCACAGACCAUAGGAUAGGCCACAGAUAACCACGUAUCACAGUAGUAGGACUUGAGAACUGCACCAUUGACAGUACAGUUCAAAGGAUGGAGACCAGCCAGAGUCCCUCUGAUUGUGACUCCUUGUAGCUUCUUUUGGACCAUGUUUGUCUAUGUUUGGUUCCUGCUCACAAGAACAGGUGUGGGGAUUGGGCCACACUGAGCAAGGGACAUGAGCAGGUUGAUGGGGUAUUAAGGUUGUCACUACUUUGUCUUUAAAGUGUCAUUUGUGGAGGGACAAGAAAAAGGCUGGAAAUUCAGGUAGGUCAGAUUUUGAAAGUUCAGACACAGGAGUAUAGACUUAAGAUCAAGUCACGAGAGAAAGCGUUGCCUGGCCAGUAUCUCUUCCCUUCUCCAUUCUUUAUUGUGAAGUUUCAUUGAGCUACUAUAUGAGAGUGGGCAGAAGAGCGUAGACGUAGGUAAGGCCAGGAGUUGCUGGCUGGACUAUAUUCCAGUGUGAGAAUACCAAACCCUCACGCAUCUUUCUUUAUCCCAGGUCACACUUGUAGCUUUGCCUUGAGUUUUGUUUGGGUUUAUUUUCUCCCUCCCUUUCCCCCUAAGAAGCUAUAACUGCUUAUAAAGGUAGAGAGAGAGUAGCCAAAACCAAUCCGUGAGAUCUCACAGUGCUAGGCACGCAUGCAGCUCCCAAGUCUCGCAAAUAACUAUACUGUCAGGGAUUACAAUAACUAUCUCCAUACAUACCAAGCUUGGUGGUGCACACCUUUAAUCCCAGCUAACAGGAGGCAGAAGCAAGAUCUCCGAGUUGAACCAGCCUGGUCUACAGACUGAGUUCCAGGAUAGCGAGGGCUAAACAGAAAAACCUUGUCUCCAAAUCCCAAUAAUAAUAAGCAAUAAUCUUCAUUUUGCGACAUAAACCAAACGUAGAGGUACACACUUGUAAUCCCAGCCUGGGAGGGAGAGGCGGUAUUAGUUCAAGGUCUUUUUACAUGCUGAGUUUAAAGCCAGUUUUUGAGAUCCUGCCUAUUUAGGGGAGAAUCUACCUUUUUAAAUGCAUGACCAAAGGAGAGAAAGGCGGCCUGGGGGUCUGGGGAGAUAUCUUUGCUGGGGUUCUCUAAUUAAAUAAGGUUCUCUCAUCAACUCUACACAUUGGGUUUCCCAGGUGUCAUUUGAACAAAGCCCCUAGGCUUUACCAUUACAAAUCCUCAUGAACUCACCAGUUCUGUGCUCAGCUACAAUCAACAAGAGCUUGGAGCUUAUAGAUGACGGAUUCUGUGCUGGCUAUGGAGAGGAUCAAAAUGGAGAACUGACCAGAGAAGACCACUCACACAGGGUUUAAGCCAAGAGAAAGUAUUAGCCAGCCAGUGUCUACACUGGAUGUUCAGGGUGACAGUGUAGCACUUGAGCCUUUCUUGGGGCAAGAAAAAGAAAACAUAAUCUGGGGUGACAUUCAAUUAACAAGAACAGUUAGCCAGAAGUGGAACAACAGAAGCUAAAAACAAGGUUAGUACAUUAGAAACUUUCCAAGAACUUUGGUAGAUUAGGGAUUUGUUUUAGUUUUGGCAGGUGGUAGUGUCAGUGUGCUGAGUUUUACAGCCUAAAUGGUAUUUCCAUCAUGGAGUCAGCUGUACUAAUGGGGAGGGAGGUUACUAAGGUCUGGGACUUCAUUAAAAGCACAAGGAAAGA